AUUGAUUCAUGAGUUGUGUGGUGCUUUCUCACCACGUAUGAGUUAAUAAUAUUAUGUUUAAAGGGGUCAUGUGAUGCUUUUUAAUGUUUUCCUUUUCCUAUAGUGUGUAAUGGGUCUGUCUGUGCAUGCAGAUCUGCAAAGUUAAAAAGCUUGUAGUAUCCCACAAAGGGAUUUAUUCCAUAUAACAGAGGACACUGCUCCAGACCUGAAUAAAACACCUCCAUCCAAGUCCAGAUAUUACUUCUGCAAACAUCUAUAUCACAAUUUGAAAUAUCAGCAUAACGCUGCCAUAAUUUUUACGUUUAUAAUGAAAAAUUUAAACUGAAUUUUAUGUUGUCACUUUGGGACCUCAAGUUGUUACAGUGAGAAGAGAAAUUAAACCAUUAUGACAUUGUAUCUGAAAGGUAGGAGAGUUACAAAAUAAAAACUUACCACUGUGAAUUGUUCUGCUCAAGUCGUGCUUGCAAAGUUGGUUCCGGUUGAUCUGAUCGAUCAUCCGCAUUUUCAGAAUCUGACUCGGGCUCGAACCGAUACUGUAAAACUCACGACAUUAUUAACUGUGUUUAUAAUUGCUUUAGAAGCCUUGGAAGCUGAAGCUCGUGAUUGUGGUAUGGGGCGUUACAUUUCUGACACACACUUGAGGUUUUUGGCCAAUCACAACGCAAUGGGUCAGCCGGCCAAUCAGAGCACCCUGGGUUUUCAGAAGGAGGGACUUUGGAGAAACCGGAACUCAGACAGACUGGGAACAGAGGCACUGCAAUAUACAAUGGCAAAGAAAUAUCAUCCAGACACAAACAAAGACGACCCACAGGCCAAGGAGAAAUUUGCACAGUUGGCUGAAGCCUAUGAGGUGCUGAGUGAUGAGAUAAAGAGGAAGCAGUACGAUACGUACGGCGCAGCUGGCUUCGAGGCGGGCAGAGCCGGAGCUGGAGCAGGUCAGCAGCAGUACUGGAGCAGUGGCACCAGCGUGGACCCUGAGGAACUCUUCCGCAAGAUCUUUGGGGAAUUUUCUGGUGCUCGAGGAUUCGGGGACUUCAACGGCAUCUUUGAUCAGCCACAGGAGUACGUGAUGGAGCUGACGUUUGCACAAGCUGCCAAAGGCGUGAAUAAGGAAAUCACAGUGAACGUUGAGGCUGCCUGCCAUCGUUGUGACGGUAAAGGCCAUGAGCCAGGCUCUAAGGUCCAGCACUGCAACCACUGCAACGGCACAGGAAUGGAGACGGUGAACACGGGGCCAUUUGUGAUGCGCUCUACCUGUCGGCGGUGCGGCGGCCGUGGCUCAGUGAUCACCUCCCCCUGCGUAUCAUGUAAAGGAACGGGUCAGAGCAAGCAGAGACGCACCGUCAUGGUUCCAGUUCCCGCCGGUAUCGAGGAUGGGCAGACAGUCAGGAUGCCUGUGGGAAAUAAAGAGAUCUUUAUCACAUUCAGGGUCCAGAAGAGUCCUGUGUUCAGGCGAGAUGGUGCAGAUAUCCACUCAGACGUUCAGAUUUCGGUGGCUCAGGCCAUCCUGGGAGGCACGGUGCGAGCGCAAGGACUCUACGAGACGGUCAAUCUUUCUAUCCCUGCUGGCGCCCAGGCCGAUCAGAGGAUCAGGCUUUCCGGAAAGGGAAUCCCACGAGUCAGUGGCUAUGGUUACGGUGAUCAUUACAUCCACAUCAAGAUUAAAGUCCCCAAGAUGCUAACUGAUAGACAGCGUGCCCUCAUUAUGAGCUACGCAGAAGACGAGACUGAUGUGGAGGGAACUGUAAAUGGAGUCACCACGACCACUACAGGUAAAAGAUCUACAGGAAACUGAGAGAGCAGCAUGGGGGAUGAGGACACGGGGCAGGUGCUGUGACACGACAUGACACACAUUUCCUUCCACUAUUUCCUUACCGGCCUUAUGGAAGAUGAUUAAAUCUAAAAGGACU
Molecule: messenger RNA, 1910 nt
Organism: Ictalurus furcatus (blue catfish)
Lineage: Eukaryota; Metazoa; Chordata; Actinopteri; Siluriformes; Ictaluridae
Gene: dnaja3a
Product: DnaJ heat shock protein family (Hsp40) member A3a
Exons: 10
Coding region: 611-1795 (394 amino acids)
Biological process (GO): response to heat; negative regulation of apoptotic process; mitochondrion organization
Cellular component (GO): mitochondrion
Molecular function (GO): protein kinase binding; ATP binding; heat shock protein binding
Source: RefSeq, a predicted model, not a curated record